Fonsecaea multimorphosa CBS 102226 is the source of this 969-nucleotide messenger RNA. RefSeq lists its product as uncharacterized. The coding region runs from base 1 to 969 and encodes 322 amino acids. Lineage: Eukaryota; Fungi; Ascomycota; Eurotiomycetes; Chaetothyriales; Herpotrichiellaceae. The transcript has 3 exons. The record is from RefSeq and is a predicted model, not a curated record.
AUGCUGCGCCAUUUGUCCUUGUACUUGAAUGCGCUCUUUGUCUUCUACUUAUCUCUGUCAGCUUCAGUCAGCGCCGCCGAUGAGAAGACGUUGCUCACCGGAGCCUCUAGACGGCGAGGUUACUCCAAGGGGGAGCUGAUGCCCGUCAGCUGCCUGAAUAGAACCAUCGACACUGGAGAGCAUAUCACCGACGACCAUGGGAAUCUACAAUAUAUACCGUUCCCCACGUGCAACGAGACGGGCCAGCCGCUGGCAUUCAAGUACAACGAGCCACAAACGCAGACCUGCACGAUCGAUGCCUUGCCUGAUGAACUCUAUCACCUGCUCGAGUUCUUUGUCCACAGCGAUGUGCCCCUGACUUGUCGCGUCCCUUCUUUCCCCCUGACGCAAGAAGAGCUUGGAAUCACACAGACACUCCCUGAGGCAAGCGGAAAUGGGGCGGAAAAGGGUCUCUGGACCCCGUUUACAAUUGCGUUACAGGGGACCCUUCAGCUAAGCCAUCUACAUCUACACACGAACAUCAAUGCUCUCUUCCACAUGUCCCAGGACCCGGAUUCCCCUCGGGCUUCCUCGCAACAGUCAUAUCUGAUUGCUUCCACUGCGUAUUCCCUUCCCAACACUUCGUCCUCUGCACCCAUUGAGGGCGCUAAAAUUGUUCGCAAUGAGCCCUUGGCGCUUACGUUCAAUGUCGGCUGGAUCGACGGAGCAGUCUUGCCUGGUAUGGUGGGACGGCCCGUGCUGAAGGUGACGGACCACAGCAUUGGGUUCUCGCUGCUAAGCUUCUUCGCUUUGGCUGCGAGUGCUGGUGUGGGAGCCAUGGCAAUGCUGGUCUACGAGAGGAGGAAAAGUGGGAGAAGUGGGAUCUAUAGUAAUGGAAUCCUGGGUGGCAACGUUGGAAAUGGAAUGGCGAGAAGCUCCGGUUACGGAGGGUAUGGCGGAUACACCAGCAAUCUCGGCAAGAGGGAUUGA